Drosophila novamexicana is the source of this 1897-nucleotide messenger RNA. RefSeq names its product protein downstream neighbor of son homolog (gene hd). The transcript is spliced from 3 exons. The record is from RefSeq and is a predicted model, not a curated record. Gene Ontology annotation, biological process: nuclear DNA replication. Gene Ontology annotation, cellular component: nucleus. Bases 61 to 1875 code for a protein of 604 amino acids. NCBI's taxonomy places the organism in Eukaryota, Metazoa, Arthropoda, Insecta, Diptera, Drosophilidae.
UAAAAUUUUCGAUUAACUUAUCGAUAAAUAUAAAUAUUUUGACACCUUUUGCAAAAUUGCAUGAAAACAAGAAACAUAUUUUGCGCGGGACUUCUGUUAAGGUUGUUGACUAGACAGUUACUAAACACUGUAAUCAUGUCUAGCGAAGGGAGUUUGAGCUCCAAGUGGACGCGGCCAGAUGAUUUUAUAAAACUACAAAGAUUAAAGCAAAAGAAGAAACAACUAGCGGCACGUGUGAGCAGCAACAACAAUAAGCGUCCCGAAUUGGAUGAGAACGAUGAGUGCAAGCUGCUGGAAGCCAAAAUAGCCCAAAAGCGCAAAAACCCAUUUGCCAAAUUCGCAGAUGGCGCCAAAAAGCAAAAACAUGAUGAACCACACGUUUCAAGUAUUUCCGAUGUUCAAACGUCAUUGACCAACAAUUUAACCUGCUUUACCUCAAAAAAACACUCGCCACCCGCCACAUUAGUGCUACAGAAAUUUGAUGCCCAGGCUUUUGCCAAACUAUUGCACCAGGCAAAGGUCACACAAGCUGAUGAGGAAACUGAUGCUGCACUAGCUGCUCGGCAAAAGCAUACAUCACAUCUGCCCAUAGACUGGUGCCUUAAGACGCGGGUGCGGAUUUUCUGUCCUACAGAACUGCCCGCUACGCAGCUAAAAACUUCACAACUGGCCAGCGGAUUGACAAGCUUUGUGCGUUGCUUCGACACGUAUCAUACGGAGAGUACGUUGGACAUAUCAGAUGCCACGCGAUUUAAUCAAUGCACCUACUAUUGGCAACAUCCUCAUUUGCCCUGGUUAACGCUUUAUCCACGCAGUGCUAAAGAGAAUAACGGCAUCACAAUUGGCGAGCGGGAGCGCAAAGCUCUAGCAGAAGAGUGGGAUUAUAGCUUUCGCGGACUUUUCCAACUUCUGCGAGCACGUCAGUGCCCGUACUUUUAUUUGUGCGCUAACUCUUUCACUGUGCUCUUUCGAGCAGCGGGCAGUGGUGGACGCGCAGAAACACAUGCCCUUGUUACACCAUCUACUCGCGGUAUGCGCAGCGCUCUCCGACAAGAAGGCAUUGAGUACAGCAUGCCACUCAAACAGCAGGAUGCAGCAUAUGGUGUCGCUUCGAAUAGCAGCUUUACAGAAGAGAGCGAGGGAAACAUAAUCGAUGGCCCGACAAGCGUUACGGUAGCUUAUGGCCAGGCCGAAGAUGAGCUCAUUUCCGACCAGGAUGAUGACGAUGAUGCUUGGCUGGAAAGCUUGGGCGUGGAUGAGCGCGAAUUACGGCGCAUACAAACCACACACGCGAGGAGAUUGCAGGCAGCCGAAAUGAGCGAGGAUUUUAGUGAUAAUUCGCUGCUUCUGAUCGAAGGUGUAGAGUGCCAAGGAUUCUUCAGCUACUUGCUGAAUGCCAAGAGUACAAUCACCAGCGUUGGUCGUUUGGCAGGUGUCCCGCCUACGCUUCUGGCCCCCGUAGCCUUUCCAAAAGCGACGAUGCAGAAUUUGCUGCCGCGCUCCAAAAAAGUGCGGCUUGACGGUGUCGAUUACUACAGCAUUGAUAUCAAGGGACUGUUGCUGCCCACAUUCCUGCCUAGCGUUGCAAUGUUGUUGUGCGAAACGCGUCAGGCGUUUAGUGCCACGCUGGCCAGUAGUAUUAAUACUCUGGCUUUUACCAAAGCUACGCAGAAACUGUUGGAGAUCACGCCCGCCGAAUCUAAGGCGGCGGAACAAGAGGCUGGCGUCUCUGGGCAGGUUUUUGGAGAGCAAAAUCUUUCAGAGUGUGGCCUACUGCCUGCCGUAGUUGGUGCCAUCUGCAGGACAGGUCAACAUGCCGUUGGCCUACUGGAACGUUUCUGCUAUCAGCAGGGCGAGGGGUAUGCCUGGAGCUGACUUCAUUUGCAUCUUUUUCUUU